Molecule: messenger RNA, 507 nt
Organism: Quercus lobata
Lineage: Eukaryota; Viridiplantae; Streptophyta; Magnoliopsida; Fagales; Fagaceae
Exons: 3
Coding region: 1-507 (168 amino acids)
Source: RefSeq, a predicted model, not a curated record
AUGACCUCAAGGUUCGACUAUGUUGUGUGUUCGGUUGAAGAGUCUAAUAACUUAGACACCUUAACCAUUGAUGAGUUGCAGAGCAGCUUACUAGUACAUAAGCAGACGAUGAACGGGCAUGGAGGAGAUGAGCACGCAUUAAAGGUGGCCUACGAUGACAGAAUUGGUGGAAGAGGAGGACACUUUCAAUAUGAGUGUCCUAAAUGGGAGAAGGAAGUGAAUUAUGUUGAGCUUGAGGAGAAAGAAGAAAUGUUGCUGAUGUCAUAUGUGGAGCUUAAUCAAUCAAGGAGAGAAGAUGUUUGGUUCCUUGACUCAGGGUGUAACAAUCAUAUGUGUGCAAAUAAGGAGUGGUUCUUAGAUCUGGAUGAGGAAUUCCGGCACCCUAUGAAGCUUGGGAAUAAUUCCAAGAUGGCUGUGUUGGGAAAGGAUAAUAUUAGGUUGCAAAUUGCUGGAGUUACUCAGAUAUGGGCAUCUAAGUUUCAAGGGUCUGAGAACAUUGCAAUAUAA